Molecule: messenger RNA, 3246 nt
Organism: Elgaria multicarinata webbii
Lineage: Eukaryota; Metazoa; Chordata; Lepidosauria; Squamata; Anguidae
Gene: CHST7
Product: carbohydrate sulfotransferase 7
Exons: 2
Coding region: 19-1512 (497 amino acids)
Biological process (GO): N-acetylglucosamine metabolic process; carbohydrate metabolic process
Cellular component (GO): trans-Golgi network; Golgi membrane
Molecular function (GO): N-acetylglucosamine 6-O-sulfotransferase activity; chondroitin 6-sulfotransferase activity
Source: RefSeq, a predicted model, not a curated record
GCGUGGCCAGAGAGCGCUAUGAAGAGCCGGCGGCGGUGGCGGUGGCGCUGGCAACAGCGGCGCUUCGCCGUGGGCUUGGUGCUCUACACGCUGCUGCUCCUGCUGCUGGUGUCCUACAUGCUGGACUACGGAGCCAGCAGGAGGGGGCGCGCGGGCGAGGGUUUGCUGCUGCCCCGCCGCUGCCCCAGCCUGGAGGAGGCGCUCGGCGACUGGAGCUGGGAAGGGCAGCCGCCGCCCGCCGAAGCCGCCGCCGCCGCCGCCGCCCGCCACGGAGCAGCGGGGAACGGGAGCGAGGCCGGCCCGGGCACCCGGGCAGGCGGGAAGCGGCACAUUUACUUGCACGCCACCUGGCGCACCGGCUCGUCCUUCCUGGGAGAACUGUUCAACCAGCACCCGGACGUUUUCUACCUGUACGAGCCCAUGUGGCACCUGUGGCAGGCGCUGUACCCGGGAGACGCGCUGAGCCUGCAGGGCGCCCUCCGGGACAUGCUGCGCUCGCUCUUCCUCUGCGACUUCUCCGUGCUGCGCCUUUACGCGGCGCCGCCCGGCCCCCGCGACCCGCUCGCGCCCUUCCCCGCCGCCUCGUCCGGGGGAAAGUCCCACAACCUCAGCACGGCCAGCAUCUUCGGCUGGCGGACCAACAAGGUGAUCUGCUCGGCGCCGCUGUGCCCCGACGCGCCCUGGGCCCGCGCCGAGGUGGGCCUCCUCGACGGCGCCGCCUGCGAGCGGAGCUGCCCGCCGCGGCCGCUGCGGGAGCUGGAGGCCGAGUGCCGAAAGUACCCGGUGAUGGUGAUCAAGGACGUGAGGCUGCUGGAGCUGGGCGCGCUGCUGCCGCUGCUGCGCGACCCGGACCUCGACUUACGCGUGGUGCAGCUCUUCCGCGACCCCCGCGCCGUCCACAACUCCCGCCUCAAGGCCAAGCAGGCUCUGCUCCGGGAGAGCAUCCAGGUGCUGCGGAGCCGCCACCGCGCCGAGCCCCGGGGACUCCCCCACCGGCAGCUCCUGCUCCCGCCCGCCGCCGCGGCUCUGGCCGGCCUCGGCGGCGUCCGGGCGCACCAACAGCACCGCGCCGAGUUCUUCCUGGGCGGCGCCCUCGAGGUGAUCUGCCAGGCCUGGCUGCGCGACCUGCUCUUCGCCCGCCGCGCGCCGGCCUGGCUGCGCGCGCGCUACACGCAAUUGCGCUACGAGGACCUGGUGCUGGAGCCGCGCGCCCAGCUGCGCCGCUUGCUGCGCUUCGCGGAUCUCCCGGCGCCGGCCGCCCUCGAGGAGUUCGUGCUCAACAUGACCCGCGGCGCCGCCUACUCCUCGGAGCGCCCCUUCCUCAUCUCCGCCCGCGACGCGCGCGAAGCCGUCCACGCCUGGCGGGAGCGCCUCAGCCGGGAGCAGGUGCGCCAGGUGGAGGCGGCCUGCGGCGAGGCCAUGGACCUCCUCUCGUACCCGCUCAGCAGCGAGGAGGGCGGUCGGCGUGGGGCCACCGGGGGGCGCCCGACUGCUCCUCCACAUCCAGGCUAAUUGGCUGGCAGCUGGCUUACGACACAGGAGGGGAGCUAUGCAUUCCAUAAGACACUGAAUAUGUCAGUGAAUUGCAACUUCUACUGUAGAUACUGCACGGCAGCAGAAGAAAUGGACUAGCUUUAACGAAAUGGACAUUAUAAAAAGAACUUCCCAUAAGGAAAGUGACAUGGUGCAAUAUGAUAACUGUGGCCCUCCACUUUUGAAGUGCUUUAUCUUCUGUCUUCUCUCUGCCAGUGUGUUGUCAGUUAUAAGUGCUAUUGCUUAUGACAAGUCUUUUUUUUUCUUUAAUACUAUCAAUACUUGGACAAUCAUCUACCACAUGAAUAGAAACACAAGCACAGUGUUUACGGCUGACAUGCUGUUUUUAUAACCCUUACAUUUGCUGUUCAUUUCAAAAAGAGGAAAUUUAUCAGUAAUGUGACCCACUAACAGAAGACUGCUGAUGACUUGCAAAGCUAGACACAGCAACUGCAAACCAUCUCUUUGCAAUAUAAAUGCUGAAGCUGCAGCACAACUGCCCAAACACAAAAUUCCCACUGAGUUUAUUUUUAAUUUAAAAAGAAAACACAAAAAACUUAAAAGGGAACAUUGUAGUGAUUGUUACUAUGGUCCGUACUUGUAAAAUAAUAUUAUUACAGUAAUAGGAAGGUGAUUGUGUUUAAACUGACAUAUUAUUGAUCCUUAAAUUGAUCCUUUCUCACAGAAGAGAGAGAUAUGUUGUAAUAUCAGAAAGACAAUUCAAAUUUAAAUUUGAGGUUUUCAAAGCAGAGCUACCAUAUUCUGUUAAUGAGGAUCUGGUUUUUUAAAGUGUCAUUUUCUUUACAGCAGAUUAAUAAAUUAUGAACAUACUGACUUUGCUAAAUUGUUACCAGAAUACUUGCUUGGGCUUUUAAUAUACCAAACUACAAAAGUGGUCUCAACUAUCAGACUGAGAAGUAGGCAUGGUCUUAUCACUUUAUCCUGCUCUGUUCCAGAAGUGUAAAAAAAAGGGAUGCUUCCAGAUGGAGGUCUCCUAGCACUGCCAAUCAGAAGACAUUAUGCAGCUAUUCCGUAUUUACCUCAACAGAUUUUCUGUAGUAAAAAUGAUGGAAGAAGCAGUGGGAAAGCAUAGGUUUACAAAUGGAAGAUGUCAUCCAUCCACCCACCCACCUGCCCCAUGAAUUAGGCAGGGCAAUGAUGUGAUAAAAGCUUCAUUGAAAAGCACUCAAGGUUUACAAAAUAGAUUAAAACCAGGACCAGUCUGUUGGUCUGUAUCAGAUGUAUUGUAGCUUGGCCCACAACUCUGUGUCUAGCUUUUCACUUCAUUUGCAGCAUGCUGAAAGGCUGUUGGCUUUCAAUAUCUUCUAAAACAAAUAUUCCUCCUGUGGUAAACACAAUCAAAAUAUACCUUUGUUGUUGGAAAAGAGGCACGUGAUGCACAAACGGAGCUUGAACCUGAGUGACAAAAGUAUAGCUGCAACCCUGGGUCCAUCCUAUGCCUUCGUUCAAUAGGGUUUACUCUAUUGAAAGUGGAUGAACCGCUUUGUUCAAAAGAGUUUACUCAUAAGCAAAUGUGUGUAAGAUUGCAGCUAUAGACUUGCACCAUGGGACAGACUUUUUUUUUUUUUUAGUGUGGGAUGAUUGUUAUGGAGCAAGUUCAUAUUUCAGUAGGGACCCAAAAAGUGUGUGUUCUCUGAUGUUCAAUCAGUACCAGAUUCACCAACUAAAUAUAGUACAUCUCAGAAAUUAAAA